Messenger RNA from Myripristis murdjan (pinecone soldierfish), 3552 nucleotides. It is a transcript of the gene abi1a, whose product is annotated as abl-interactor 1a. NCBI's taxonomy places the organism in Eukaryota, Metazoa, Chordata, Actinopteri, Holocentriformes, Holocentridae. Gene Ontology annotation, biological process: neuron migration. Bases 128 to 1792 code for a protein of 554 amino acids. Gene Ontology annotation, cellular component: actin-based cell projection; lamellipodium; SCAR complex. The record is from RefSeq and is a predicted model, not a curated record. Gene Ontology annotation, molecular function: signaling adaptor activity; SH3 domain binding. The transcript is spliced from 12 exons.
CCGGUGGGUUACGCCGAAGCGAGGGCAGGAAUCCCACAAUAGCAGGGAAAGGAGUUUUUUCUCGGCAGCGCUGGUGGUUGUUUCAAUCAAAGGGAAGGCAAAGGGAGGCUCUGCAGAGAGAUGUAAGAUGGCAGAGCUACAAAUGUUGUUAGAGGAAGAGAUUCCGGCCGGGAAAAGAGCGCUUGUGGAGAGUUACCAGAACCUGACCAGAGUAGCGGACUACUGCGAGAACAAUUAUGUCCAGGCGCAGGACAAGAGGAAAGCUCUCGAGGAGACCAAAGCCUACACCACCCAGUCCCUGGCCAGCGUGGCCUACCAGAUCAAUGCCUUAGCCAACAAUGUGCUGCAGCUGCUGGACAUCCAGGCCUCGCAGCUGCGGCGCAUGGAGUCCUCCAUCAACCACAUCUCCCAGACAGUGGACAUCCAUAAAGAGAAGGUGGCCAGGCGGGAGAUCGGGAUCCUCACCACCAACAAGAACACGUCGAGGACCCAUAAGAUCAUCGCGCCGGCCAACAUGGAACGGCCGGUCAGGUACAUCAGGAAGCCGAUUGACUACACAGUACUGGACGAUGUAGGCCAUGGUGUAAAGUGGCUAAAAGCCAAGCAACAUGGAAACAAUCAGUCAAUCAGAGGCGGAACGCUAUCGAGGACCAAUCCACCAACACAGAAGCCGCCGAGCCCUCCCAUGUCAGGGCGUGGCACUCUUGGCCGCAACACGCCCUACAAGACCCUGGAACCAGUCAAACCUCCCACAGUGCCCAACGACUACAUGACCAGCCCUGCCCGGCUAGGCAGCCAGCACGGCCAGCAGCACAGCCCUGGACGCACUGCAUCCCUCAACCAGAGGCAACGCACACACAGUGGAAGCAGCGGGGGCAGUAGCAGCCGGGAGAACAGCGGCAGCAGCGGUAUUGGCAUUCCCAUCGCCGUGCCUACACCCUCCAUCCCCAACUCUGGACCAGUCCCCUCCAUGUCGGCUCCCCCGGGUGCCCCUCCACCUCCCCCACCCCCUCCACCUCCUCCACCUGCUCCUCCUCUGCCAGGGUUCAGCGCCCCGGCGGCAACAUCACCCAUAGUGGUGGCCCCCGGGCCUGGUCUGGGCCCUAUUCCCAUGUCCCAGUUCGGAACCAUCUCGCGGCAGAUCUCGCGGCACAACCCUUCCAACUCCUCUGUCUCUAUGGUUUCGGCCACGGGCACCUACCGCCGGGCGCCGUCGGUCACUUCCCAGUUCUCCUUGCAGCAGCAACAGCAGCUACAACAACAGCAGCAGCAGCAGCAGCAGCAGCAGCAACAACAGCAGCCUCAUAUUAAUGGAGGCACCCCUGGCUAUGGCCAGAACUCAAUGUCUAUCGCUCCCCCUCCUCCCCCCAUGCCCCAGCUGACUCCACAGAUACCUCUGACUGGCUUUGUGGCCAGGAUGCAGGAGAGCAUUGCAGAUACUCCCACUCCACCUCCCCCUCCACCUCCAGAUGACAUGCCAAUGUUCGACGACUCUCCUCCGCCUCCACCGCCUCCUCCGGUGGAUUACGAGGAGGAGGAUGCUGCUGUCGUUCACUACAAUGACCCUUACGCUGACGGAGACCCACAGUGGGCACCCAAGAACUACAUUGAAAAAGUGGUCGCUAUCUACGACUACACCAAGGACAAGGACGACGAGUUGACUUUCAUGGAGGGGGCCAUCAUUUAUAUCAUCAAGAAGAACGACGACGGUUGGUUCGAAGGCGUCUGCAACGGCGUCACCGGCCUGUUCCCCGGCAACUACGUGGAGUCCAUCAUGCACUAUGCUGACUGAAGGGACCUCACAGCACCAGUACAGUCUAUUUAUUCAGUCACAUCAUAUCCACUGAGAGACUGACAGAACAACAGCCACCUGACUCCUAAGAUGCGUAGCCAUAUUGUAUGAUCUUGUGUUUUUUUUGAUAUGACAGAAUGUUCUUUACCUUACUGAUUGCAAAUAAAUCAAAAGUAAUAUCUAUUUAGUUUAUUUUGGUGUUAUAUGGGCGUGUGGGGGACAUUUACAGAGUAUGUACAAAAAAAAAAAAAAAAAAUGAAAGAAAGAAAGAAAGAGUUUCUAAAGAAUUUGAUUGCCCAUUUUUCUCACACGGGUUGUGGUCGGGAUGUUUCCAAAGACGAGGGUGACACAGCUGAAGGACGUGGGACAUUCUUGCCUGGAUACAGAUUCAUGAUUGCAGUUGAAAUGGCCAUUUCUGAUUCAUUGUGAAUAAAAGUAGCCGAUUAGGUUUGAUGGAACAAAUAAAAUUCAGAUGUUAUGUAUGCACCUUCAGUGAAAGUGUUAGUACCGUCAAUUGUAUAUAAUGUGAGCUGCAGCUGUAAUGUAAUUCAGUGAAUGUCGAUUAUAUGAUAGUUUUAUAAGCAGCCUGCCCACCACACAGAUGUUGACCCCCCCCCCAGUUUAGUUUUUUUUUUUUUUUCUUUUGUCUCUGAUCAGGGUUUCUACCAAAACUGUGCCCUUGUUCCUCCUUUCAACUCCAAGAAGCUCAUCUGAUGUGAAAAAUAAAUGCAGACUGUGUAUCAUAUUUUGAAGGCAAACGGUUACUCCUCAAAAUUCAGUCUUGGCGUUAAAGCAUGCAAAACUCUAAACGACGUAAUCUUAACUUAAUUGCCAUCACGCUUCCAUUACGUUGUAAAUGCACUCACCCUUUUUGGUUCUUUUAUUACGUAUUUUCUUAAUGCUGAUUUGCAUCUGAAAAUUUAAAAUGAUGAAAUUGGAGUUUUUUGUUUGUUUUUUUUUUUUCUUUCAUCUUUGCAAUGUUCAAAUCAUAAUUUGAGAGGCAUGUCAAGACAGCGCAUUCCAUUUUUGACCAUUUCAGCUUCAUAUUGUUUUAAGAUUGUGUCACGUCACUAUUAUAAACUUUUUACUAAUCCACACAGAGUCUAGAUAGUUAAAAUCUGUUGGUUGAUAAGGUCCCAUUUGCUAACUGGCAAUAACAGACUGGGGUUCUGGUUAUGAUGGAGGGUUAAAUGAUAAGUCAUGCAGUGUUACUCGACUGGAUCUGUCAUGUCCAACACUGCCGUCUUACAAUCCAGAUACAACGGAGACCAAUUUAACAACUCUGAUACCUCCUCAGUCUCAGUGCAACAGUGAACUGCUACAGAUUAAGUUUCAUAACUCAGGUCUAGAAGUCUAGUGAACGCCAUUUUACGUGUCAUCACCCCUCUGACAUGCACGGAUCAGUCAUUAGUAACAGCAUGACUUGUCGGUUUUUGAAGUCCGGGGGUCGAGAAAGGAGUCAAAAUGCCAUCAUGAGAAACACCUCGUUUUAACAAUGCAAUUUGUCUUUUCCUUGCAAACAUGAACUUGGUUUGUCACUGUUUACCAUUUCAGGAUAUUGCAGCUAAUGCCUUGGUAUUUCAUCUGUUUGCUUUAGUGUAUCCAACAAAAAAAAGAAGACAAGUGUUCCAACUCAAUUUCAUAGAUAGAAAUAUUGAAUCGUAUCUCUCUCUCUCUCUCUCUGCCCUUAAUUUGUAUAUAUAAUAUGUUAAUUGAAAAAUUAAUGUACAGUCUUUUAUAAUAAACAAUACUAUGUACAA